This is a messenger RNA of Ciona intestinalis (vase tunicate), 2718 nucleotides long. RefSeq lists its product as uncharacterized. Gene Ontology annotation, molecular function: serine-type endopeptidase activity. Gene Ontology annotation, biological process: proteolysis. NCBI's taxonomy places the organism in Eukaryota, Metazoa, Chordata, Ascidiacea, Phlebobranchia, Cionidae. The record is from RefSeq and is a predicted model, not a curated record.
CUUAUAGUGUGUGCGUACUAGCUUACAUAUAUACGUUCAGUCAUUCUAAAUCGUUGUAUGUAUAGAUCUGGUACAACAAGUAGAACUUUGAACCAAGAUAUGAAUCUGAAGAUGCGAGUGGUUCACUUGAUGUAUAUUUGGAUAAAUUUAGCUCAAGUACUCUCUUCGCCUGAUAAGAUGGGUAGAGUGAACGUAACCCAAUGUAAGAACAUUCCAGAAGCAGUUAGAGUUGAAUGCGGUUUCGCGGGAAUCACACCGAAGCAAUGCAGAGCAAGGGGUUGUUGUUUUUUGACAACUUUCACUUUAAAUGUACCAUGGUGUUACUCAGUACAAGACAGCAUACCAACACCGAAAACAACGACACAAGCUACUAUACCAGAAACAACUUCAACAACUACUUUCAUACCGAUUUGGAUGCAAAAACUACUCGAUGCUCGUGAAAAGGAUGAAACGUUGGCACCCAAGAAAUUGGAUUCAAACAACAUAUUAACGACAGAAAUAGACAAUGAGCUGAGAUGCCAGAAAACGGCUAGAUUAUUUAUGCGCGUCAGUGGUUCAACGGUAUGUGACACAAACAUCAAAGAAAGAAUUUCGUGCGCAGGUAAUGAAAGCCUCAGACGAAACAUUGGGGAAAGUGCAUGUCAGGCUUGUUUAAAGAAUAACUGUUGCUACGAUCCGGUGACAAAAAGAGUAAACGGAACACUGGUACCUUACUGCUUUAAAAAGAAGGAGAAUAAAACUGCAUGGCUGAAAGUGGUUCCUAAAACUAAUUUGUCACAAACAAUAACAUCAAUGAAGCAAUGGUCCGGGAUCCGUCAAGAGUUUCAACCUGGCAGAACUCAGGUUGGCAACUCUGGGCAAAGCAAAAGACUUAACGCAUUAGUCAACUCACUUACUGCCGGGCGUUUCCCAUUUUCAACCAAUAUAAAUCAGAACAACAUUUUGUUACCACCGUCUAAUCUACAAAGUGGUAUUCAAAACUUACAGCAGUUAAACUGGCAAAAUAAUGGUAACGGUGUGUUUAUUAAUCGGCCAAGUCAAAGCACACCAUUUGGAACAAUCAAUCCCUUGAUACAAAAUCACCCGACUAUUGCGGCGUACACAGGAGUGUCGCAAAAUACAUUGGGAAGUGCUGCAAAUUCUGCAUUGGCGUCUUAUUUUACCAACAAGCAGAACCCGAUUGGCAGUAUCCUCAGUUCGUUACAAAUUACAAGUCUGCCGCCUUCAGCUUCGAGCCUUAACGGUGGGACAUUUCUAACACAAUAUUUGCUCGGCUUGACACCCCAAACUCCAACUGUAGAAAACAAUCUUAACAAAUUUUCAAACAUUUUGAGCAAUCUUUUGCCAUCUGGACCAGAACCAACUACACAAGGAAACUCGAUUUUAAAUGAAUUGCUUUUAAACAAGCUUCCCCUAUCAAGUUCAUUCAGCACUGCCUUUAACAAAUUACCCACUAUUAAGCCAACUACUGCACAGACUCCUUCUACUUUAACGGCGAGCAUAUUAAAUGGUAUUCCUAUUAUAUACGAAAAUGACAGAAGAGAAAAACCCGCCGAAAUAUGUUACCCACGUAACUGUGGUCACCGUGCUACCGAUGGACAGGUCAUGCAAAGAAUUGUUGGUGGAUGGGAAGCUGGCUCUGUAAAGUAUUGGCCGUGGACAGCUUCUCUCAGACGCACAUUUCGUGAUGAUAAUCGUUUUACGCAUAUUUGCGGUGCGACCCUUAUUUCUAAAACUUGGAUAAUUACAGCAGGUCAUUGCUUCAUGGCGUAUUUGCGUAAAGGUGCCAAAACUAUGGGCCUAGCAGAAGAGUUUGUGGAAGUAUACUCAAUACACGUCGGGCGAUACCAAAGAGACACCUCCGAAGAAUUUAUUCAAGUUCUUGAAUUAGACUCAUUUCAAGUACACCCGAAAUAUGAUUUUCGCUCAUUGAGACAUGAUAUUGCUGUUGCUAAACUAAAGACGCCAGCAUUUUAUACGAGUCAUGUUCAGCCAGCAUGUAUUCCUGGAAAAACCGAGAGAUUGCAACCGGAUGAUCAGGUUUGGGUAACAGGAUGGGGCGAAACUUAUCGAGUUGGAAACGGAGCCAGAGACAAACUAAAAGAACUUCGGUUGCCUCUUAUAUCAUCAGCCGAAUGUAGAAGCAACUGGCCCAAUCAUUUUCAUGAAGCAUGGAUAUGUACGGUCGGUGCUUACAAUGAGGAUGCAUGCGCGGGCGAUUCUGGAGGACCUUUAGUGAAGCAAGGGAGCGAUGGUCGCUGGGAACUAGUUGGAAUCGCCAUCGCAGGCACCAGACGUUGUUCAACAGACAUAUCUGACAUUAAACCAGGAAUUUACACCAAAGUUGCAUAUUACAGAGAUUUUAUUGACAUAGCAACUCAUGGAUCAUGUCGUCAAUAAGUCGCUUACAAUAUUUACGUAAAUUUGCACUUUGACAUUAUUCUUAUAUACUUGCUUUAACUUUUUAAUAUUUCAUUAAGGAUCAACGUCACCGUAUAUUCAAUUAGAGUGCUGUUAUAUUUGACUUAUUUUUUUACGUGAGACACUUUUAUGUUUCCGUUCAUUUCUGUGAUAUUAACGUGAUUAUCCGUGAAGUUUAUUUCAUUUUGUUUUGUUUCGUUUGUAACUUUUGCAUAUUUUUUCUAUUUUUGCACGUGAGCUUUCAUAGCGACUCAACCAAGUUAGUUGUAAUCCAAAUACACGCGAUUUAUAAACAUA